Terrapene triunguis (Three-toed box turtle) is the source of this 3431-nucleotide messenger RNA. It is a transcript of the gene ICAM5, whose product is annotated as intercellular adhesion molecule 5. The record is from RefSeq and is a predicted model, not a curated record. NCBI's taxonomy places the organism in Eukaryota, Metazoa, Chordata, Testudines, Emydidae. Gene Ontology annotation, cellular component: membrane. Bases 70 to 3054 code for a protein of 994 amino acids. Gene Ontology annotation, molecular function: integrin binding. The transcript is spliced from 12 exons. Gene Ontology annotation, biological process: cell-cell adhesion.
ACGAGCCCGGCUGCUCCCCAGGGAAGGAUCCGGCCCCAGAGCCCCCGGGAAGAGUUUGCGUUCAGCACCAUGGCUCAACCUGUCCCUGUCCUGCUCUGGGCCUGGUGCGCGCUGACAGCUCUGGCAGGGGCCGCGCAGGGCUCGUUUGAGGUGAGCGUUUCGCCGGAAGCUGCCAUGGUGGAGCACGGAGGGUCCGUCUGGAUAAACUGCAGCACCACGUGCCGGGAUCCUGGUGCUAAGGGCGGUGUGGAGACCUCGCUCACCAAAACCAAUACUAAAAGUGGAGCCGGGUGGGAGGCCGUUCUCCUAACCAAUAUCAAGGAGUGGGUGUCGUCCCCUCAGUGCUACUUCAUCUGCUAUGGAAAUACGACGGCGGUGGCGUAUGCAAACAUCUCCGCUUACCAGGCGCCGGAGCGGGUGGUGCUGGAGCCGCUCCCGGAGCUGGAGCUGGGCCGGGCCUAUAACCUGACGUGCCGGGUUCUGAAGGUGGCUCCCGUCACACACCUCAGCGUGACCCUCCGCCAGGGGGGACGGACCCUGCACACGGAGACCUUCCAGAGCCGCACCCGGACCGGACCCGACGACGUCACGGUGACCCAGGAGAUCACCCCUCGGCGAUGGGACCACGGGCAGGAGAUCACCUGCCACGCAGCCCUGGACCUGGCACCGCACGGGCCACUCUUGCAAAGCAGCUCCUCUGCGGUGGAGCUCCAGGAGGCCGGGGCUGCAGAACAAUCCUUUAAUGUGAGCGUUUGGCUGGAAGAUGCUGUGGUGGAGCACGGAGGCUCCAUCUGGUUAAACUGCAGCCACACGUGCCAGGAUCCUGGUGCCCGGGGCGGCCUGGAGACCUCGCUCAAGAAAGCCGAACAUAAAAAGGGGUCCAGAUGGAUGGCCCAAGAGCUGGUCAAUAUCCGGGAGUGGGUGUCGGUUGUUCAGUGCUAUAUCAACUGCUACAGAAAAACAACAGUUGCAUAUGCCAACAUCACCACUUACCAGGUGCCGGAGCGGGUGGUGCUGGAGCCGCUCCCCGAGAUGGAGCUGGGCCGGGCCUAUAACCUGACGUGCCGGGUUCUGAACGUGGCUCCCGUCACGCACCUCAGCGUGACCCUCCGCCAGGGGGGACGGACCCUGCACACGGAGACCUUCCAGAACCGCACCGGGACCGGACCCGACAACGUCACGGUGACCCACAAGAUCACCCCUCAGCGACAGGACCACGGGCAGGAGAUCACCUGCCACACCGCCCUGGACCUGACACCGCACGGGCAGCUUUUCCAAAACUCCUCCCCUGCGGUGGAGCUCAGGGUUUUUGAUCUCCCGGAGGAGCCCCGGCUCCAAAUCUCCCACUAUAUCGAGGUGGGCACCAGGGCGCCCGCCCGCUGUAGGGUGGCCGGGGUCUUCCCCGCCGCGGGAGAGGCCCGGUUCAACCUGUCCUUUGGGGGAGAGAGCCUGAACUUCACCGUCACCACGUCAGGCGACACGGCCACCGCCCAGGGCGAGGUUCGGUCCCCAUCCCCGGGAUGGCACCAGCUGAACUGCACCGUGUCCGUGGGGCCCGUGUGCAGAUCUGCAGGGCAGAGCGUUCUCGUUUACCGUUUCCCUCAGCCCGUCCUGGAGAUCGACCAGCCACAGGCCCUCGCGAACAGGAACGUGAGCAUCACGUGCCAUUCCCCUGCCUCCCAGCCCCCCGGCACGACGCUACAGCUCAGAGACGCCGAGCGAACCCUGGCGUCCGGGCACCCGCCCCGCCUGCAGCUCACGCUGACGACCCGCAAGGGAGACAACAGGAGGCAAUUCACGUGUGAAGGGAACCUCACGCUGGGCAACCAUUCCCUCGUAAAGAACACGUCCGCCCAGCUCGCCGUCCUCUACGCGCCUACGCUGGACGAGCCCGGCUGCCCAAGUCACCAGACGUGGCUCGAGGGGACCCCGCAGCAGCUGGCCUGUGAAGCCGAUGGCAACCCGACGCCGGAGGUCUCCUGCAGCAAGGACAGCCCGGUGUACGCUACCGGCGGCGUGCAGAACGUCACGAGAGGCCACGCGGGGCUGUAUCGCUGCCGCGCCACCAAUGCCCAUGGGACGGCUGGCAGGAACGUGACAAUCCACGUCGAAUAUGGGCCUGAAAUAGACGAUGCCGGCUGUGCAGGGACCCGGACCUGGGUGGAGGGGACGGAGCAAAGCUUGGCCUGCCUGGCGCGGGGGAACCCAGCACCGGCCGUGGUGUGCACGAAGGACGGGGUGCCCUACGACGUGGGGGUGCAGCAUCGGGUGGCGAGAGAGCAUGCUGGGACCUACCACUGCAACGCCACCAACGCCCGCGGCUCGGUCAGCUGGGACGUGACCGUCCAGGUGGAGUACAAGCCCACCAUGGACGAGUCCAGCUGCCCCAGUACCCAGGCGUGGCUGGAGGGGACCCUGCACACCCUGGCCUGUGAGGCGGACGGGAUCCGCGUCCCAUGCACCAAGGAGGGAGCAGCCGAGGAGUUUGGCGGCGAGCGGAACGUGAGCAGGAAUGACUCCGGCACCUACCAGUGCACGGCCAGGAACCGUCACGGGUCGGCGACGAGGGUGGUCACCGUGCGGGUGGAAUACAGGCCCGUCGUCUUGCUCCUGGCCAUCAGCCCUUCCGCCACCGUCCCACGCGGCGCCAGCUUCAACAUCAGCUGCCGCGCCGAGGGCUCCCCGGCGCCCGCCUACCGCUGGACCGUGCCCCCCGCCCCCAACGUCCACUGCUCGGCCGAUAACAGCACCGUGAGCGUGGCCGGCGCUGACCGGCACAACCGCGGCGUUUACGUCUGCAGAGUCUCCAACGCCCACGGGCAGCACCUGGGCCAGGUCCAAAUCCAGGUGACAGAUCACAGAUUCAUCAUCGCGGCCCUGAUCGCGGGGGCGGCCGUGCUGCUGCUGGGUGGGACGGCCGGGCUCGUCUAUUACCUCAAAUCCACCGCCUGCAAGAAGGGCGAGUACAACGUGCAGGACGCCGAGAGCUCCUCCAAAGCCGCCUGCCUCGGCCGCGACGCUGCCGUCUAUGGGAUACAGCUCACCCAGACCUGAGCCGGCCGGCGGCCGGAGCCACCCACACGGGCUGCUGGAGGGGAACCCGGUGGUGCGUCCCUGUGGCUGGGGCGCUGGCCGGCCUGCCUGGUUUGGUUGAUUGGUCGUUGUUGCAUCCGUCCUCCGGCUGCUUUGGAAGCUCCUGCCGAGCUGUGUUCUCGGUCCAGACCCGGCCUGUCUCCGUACAGCCACCUCCGCAUGCAGCUUCUGUCCUCGGAUCUGCUCCGCCCUUUUCCCCUUCCCCGGCCCCGCCCCGUGGCCCUGGUGCAACUUCCGGCUUGUCGCCGAUCCAGACAGCUGGUGUCUUGCCUUAAAUAUCCCUUCUCCGGCUUGGGGAAACGGGUCAUGAGCUGGCCCCGACCAGGCCAUGAUUGUAC